Trichechus manatus latirostris (Florida manatee) is the source of this 2461-nucleotide messenger RNA. It is a transcript of the gene SOWAHB, whose product is annotated as sosondowah ankyrin repeat domain family member B. NCBI's taxonomy places the organism in Eukaryota, Metazoa, Chordata, Mammalia, Sirenia, Trichechidae. The transcript has a single exon. The coding region runs from base 1 to 2379 and encodes 792 amino acids. Gene Ontology annotation, molecular function: protein binding. The record is from RefSeq and is a predicted model, not a curated record.
AUGGCCCGGGAGCUGAGCCAGGAGGCACUACUGGACUUUCUGUGCGAGGCCGGGGGCCGAGUGACCAAUGCCGCUUUGCUGAGCCACUUCAAGAGCUUCCUCCGAGACCCCGACGCGUCCCCCAGCCAGCACCAGCGCCGCCGGGAGCUCUUCAAGGGCUUUGUCAACUCCGUCGCCGCAGUGCGCCAGGACCCCGACGGCACCAAGUACGUAGUGCUUAAGAGGAGGUACAGGGACCUUUUGGGGGAGGAAGGGCUGCAACAACCCGGCGACCCGCCCACGGCCGCCGCCCCUGCAGGGGGUGCUGCGCCCUACUCCCCGCGAGGCGCGCCCGGGAGGGAGCCGAAGCCGCAGCCCAGGCGGCGGCGCGACAAGGAGCGAGAAGAGGAGCCGGCAGGUGCUGCAGCGCGAGUCACGGACGCUUGUUGCAAUGGACUCCCGGCCAGGAGCCCCGAGGAGGCGGCCCCGGGAAGCGACGGGCAGAGGGUCAGCUCCAGCCAGAGGUCGCCCGGGCCAGCAGCUGCUGCGGCGGCUGCCCGGGCCGGAGAGCGGUGCGCGGCGGCAGAUACGCAGGGCCGCUGCUGCUGGGAAUGCCUACAGAACAGCUCGCGGGGCCUCCCGGGCGAGCCGCACCAGGGCGCUCUCCCCGACCCCGCCACCGCCGGGGAGAAGCCUGCGCGGGCUCGGCCUGCCCAGGACGACCGCGGGGCUCCCGGGCAGUGGCUGAAAGGCGUACCGGCUGAGCCCGCGCAGGAGCCGGCAGGAACUCCCUUGCCUCCUGCGACUGUCGAGGCUGCCGGAAGCAGAGUUUCCCCGCCAGCUCUCCGGUCCCGCCCUUCCCCGCCUUCAGACGGGCGAGAGCUGCUGGCCCCAGGGGCCCUACACUACUCGACGCUGCAGCAGCAGCGUACUGUAGAGUGGGUGGCCAGACACCCCCAGAUACCCAAGGCCCGGGACCAGGGCCCCAUCCGAGCCUGGUCGGUACUGCCAGACAACUUCCUCCAGCUGUCCUUGGAACCGAGCUUCUGGGUCCCGGAGGUGAACUUAGCGCCACCAGGCCCCUCUCUUUCCUCUCACUCUCUCUUUCCUGUUGUUCCUGAUGAGUCCUCCGAAUCCUGGUCCUGGAACCCUCCACUGACAGUCUUUCGUAGCAUCCGUUGUCAGUUGUCCCUCCAAGAUCUUGAUGACUUUGUGGAUCAGGAGAGCCAUGGCAGCGAGGAGAGCAGCAGUGGGCCCAAAGAGUCCCCCGGGGGUUCUGAAGACGGCCUGCAAGUUGCCCCGUGCACCCCAGUUUGGGGAAAGCUCAGAAGUCCAGCUGGGGGCAUUUCUGUAUCUCCAAACAAGGACGGCCCCAGAAGGAGCCCUCAGGGCCUCAGGAACACAGGGAAUGGCCGCACUGCUCAGCAAGUCACAGCAGCGGUUAAUGGCCUAGCAGGGCACCCCCAGGAACUUUUGCCUUGGCCAGCUUCCAAGUUAAGGCGAUCCCUCAGGAGGAGCUUUCGGACAGGGAGAGCCAAAUUGUCCUCUUCUGAUGAGGAGAUGCUUGAUAAAGACUUGCUAAAAAGGAGUCGGCGCCCACUUCGCUCCAGGAAACCGUCCAAGGCAGGGGCAGUGCCCAGCCCAAGGGUGGAUGCCGCCUUGACACCAAAACCUGCAGACAUUAAGGCUGUUGUUGCUGAGCGGGGUCGGCCACACAGCUCUUGGGCCCCCUGUAGGGAUGGGUCUGCAGCCUUGGGCAUGCACAGACCUGAGCACAAGUCAUCCCUGGUGCCCCUAGAUGCCAGGGAGCAUGAAUGGAUUGUAAAGCUUGCCAGUGGCUCCUGGAUUCAGGUACUGACCUUGUUCUGGGAGGACCCCCAGUUGGCUUUGCACAAAGACUUCUUGACUGGGUACACUGCCUUGCACUGGAUGGCCAAGCAUGGCAACCUCAGGGCCCUUCAGGAUUUGGUCUCAGGAGCACAGAAGGCAGGGAUUGCUCUUGAUGUAAACGUGAGGUCCAGUUGUGGGUACACCCCGCUGCACCUUGCAGCCAUUCACGGCCACCAGGGGGUCAUCAAAUUGCUAGUGCAAAGACUGUCUUCUCGAGUGAAUAUCCGGGACACCAGUGGAAAGAAGCCAUGGCAGUAUCUGACCAGUAAUACCUCUGGGGAAAUAUGGCAGCUACUGGGAGCCCCUCGGGGCAAACCCAUUUUCCCUGUCUAUCCCUUAGUCCGAAGUUCUUCCCCCACCAGGAAGGCCAAGAGCCAGGAAGUAUCUAGAAGUGUCACCCGGAAGACUUCCUUUGCUGCGUUACUCAAAAGUCAGCACAGUAAAUGGAAAUUGGCCAACCAGUAUGAAAAAUUCUCCACUCCAAGGGAAAGAGAAGCAUAUAGUGAUUGAGGUGGGCCCUUUCUCCAACAUGCAGUCACUACACCCUCAUUCUUGAACUGCUCAGUAAGAGAAUUCCUGAGGAAUAGAAAAC